This is a messenger RNA of Acanthosepion pharaonis, 501 nucleotides long. The record is from the annotation of a GenBank genome assembly. NCBI's taxonomy places the organism in Eukaryota, Metazoa, Mollusca, Cephalopoda, Sepiida, Sepiidae.
AUGAUCUUUUAUAAUUAUUACUUCUUCUUCUUCUUCUUCUUCUUCUUCUUCUUCUUCUUCUUUUCGCCCUUCUCCUCCUUGCUAUUUCUCCUCCUCUUCCUUUUUCUUCCUCUACUUCUUGACAUCAUCCUCCUCUUCCUCUUCCUCCUCCUCCUUCUCUAUCUUCUUGUUCUUCUCUUCCGUCUCGUCUUUUUUCUUCUUCUUCUUCUCUUCGCCCUUCUCCUCCUCAUUAUUUCUCCUCCUCUUCUUUUUUCUUCCUCUACUUCUUGUCAUCCUCCUCCUAUUCCUCUUCCUCGUCCUUCUUCUCCAUCUUCCUGUUCUCUUUCCUCUCGUCCUUCUUCUUCUUCUUCUUCUUCUUCUUCUUCUUCUUCUUCUUCUUCUUCUUCUUCUUCUUACCCUCGAUCUACAUAUACUUUUCCUCCUCCUCCACCUCAAUUUCCUUCUUCAUCUUCAAUUUCGUUUCCAUUCACUUACGCGCAAACUCUUUUUGUAAAUGUAUGA